Messenger RNA from Amaranthus tricolor (Joseph's coat), 2084 nucleotides. RefSeq names its product zinc finger CCCH domain-containing protein ZFN-like. Lineage: Eukaryota; Viridiplantae; Streptophyta; Magnoliopsida; Caryophyllales; Amaranthaceae. Bases 453 to 1811 code for a protein of 452 amino acids. The transcript is spliced from 7 exons. Gene Ontology annotation, molecular function: mRNA binding; metal ion binding. The record is from RefSeq and is a predicted model, not a curated record.
UAACGUCUUUUAUUUUUUUAGACUAUAAUUAUAAUUUUUAUGAUCGGAUAAAUGGGUAUGAUGAAUCACGAUGAUGAAGCGAAAAUGGUUGGUUUUUAUUCCCCACUCUCUCUCCUCUUGUUUUCUCCCACACUAAGUUCUGUGGAGGAGAGAGAACCAGAUUUUCCCCUCUUCACUUUUCUUUUCGCCCAAACGAUUUUCUCUCUCCUUCAAAAAAGACAUGAUUUAUAUAUAUAAAAAUAAAUAAAAGGGAUAAUUAUGAAAAUAGUACGUAGAAAUAUAAUGGGGAUUAUUGUAGCACAAUAAUAAUCAGAAUUAUCACCAACGACAACAACAAAAGAGGAAGAACAAAUAAAAGGAGUAAAUUUGUUGUUGUAGAAAAAAGAAGUAAUUCUAUACAGUAGUAUUAGUAAUGUUGUUGUUGAUAUUUGAAUGGAGUUUGUAAUAAAACGAUGUCGUUUCGAGAUGUUGUUGUUGUUGAUGAUCAUGAUGAUACAACUACAAUGCCCAUUUCUAGACCUUCUGUUGUUGAUGGACCAUCCUCUCUUUUAGUUCAAGACUCAAUGUGGCCAGUCAAUCUGAGAUCAUCCGAAUCAAUGGAUACCGGAAUUUACCCUCCUGGUCCUUACCCCGAGCAUGAAGGGGAACCAGAUUGUUCCUUUUAUCUCAGAACCGGACUUUGUAGAUUUGGUUCGACAUGCCGCUUCAAUCAUCCUCCUAGUAGGAAGCUAGCUCUCGCUACUGCACGAAUGAAGGGUGAGUUUCCGGAAAGGAUUGGUCAACCUGAAUGCCAGUACUAUUUGAAGACGGGAACUUGCAAGUUUGGAGCAACAUGCAAGUUUCACCAUCCUAAAGACAAAGCAGGGAUUGCUGGAAGAGUUCCGUUAAAUGUUUUAGGCUACCCACUCCGUCCGGAUGAAUCAGAGUGUGCAUACUAUUUAAGAACAGGACAAUGUAAAUUUGGGAGCACAUGUAAGUACCAUCACCCUCAACCGUCUGCUUCUUUCCCUGGUUCUUCAGUGUAUCCUGCUGUUCAGUCUCCAACAACUCCUGGUCAGCAAUCGUAUCCCGGAGGAUUAACUAAUUGGUCUUUGUCGAGAGCCUCGAUUAUUCAUAGUCCGCGUUGGCAAGGCCCUUCAAGUUACGCGCCUUUGAUUCUUCCACAAGGAAUGGUUUCAGUUCCGGGAUGGAAUGCCUAUAUGGGUCAGAUGGGUUCAGUUUCGUCCGCUGAAGGACAGCAGCAGACGGCUGGAAACAAUCCGGGUUAUGCAACUACACGCCAGAGUGAAUCCGCAGUUUCUGCUUCUUAUCGCUCUGGUUCUGCCCCUAUGGGCUAUUAUGCUCUGCAAAGGGACAAUGUUUUCCCUGAGAGACCUGGCCAACCUGAAUGUCAAUAUUACAUGAAAACCGGUGAUUGUAAGUUUGGGGCAGUGUGUCGUUUCCAUCAUCCUAGAGAAAGAUUAAUUCCUGCUCCCGAUUGCCUCUUGAGUGCCCUGGGUUUGCCCUUGCGUCCGGGAGAACCUUUGUGCAUAUUCUAUUCUCGAUAUGGUAUAUGCAAAUUUGGUCCAAACUGCAAGUUCGAUCACCCAAUGGGAAUUUUCGCUUACAAUGUCUCGCCUACAUCCACCGACACUUCUACCAUGAGGCGUUACAUUGGAUCAUCAUCGGUAUCAGGUGGUUUAACAUUAGCGUCAGAAGGACUAGUGGAGACCGCGGGCCCAGGGAAAAACCGAAGGCUUUCUUUGUCAGAAACGAGAGACAUUCAAUCGUGUGAUGACGAUGAAGAUGAUGGUGGUGAAACCGAUAGAUAAAAGCAUAAUACAAACAAGUUUAAUGGGUUAUACUCCCUUUUUGCAAUGUUUUGCAGCAUAAAGAGGAGCUUUACCUGUAAAUUCAUUUGCCAAUUGCUGAAGAUGUACAGUACAACUACAUCCUCCAUGUUUUAUGUUGAUUAUUACAAAUUUAUAAAUUCCCCGAAAAUGAAUGUAUAAACUUGAUAAUUAUUGUCACAAUUGGUGAAUCCCUUGUGAACAAUUGAAUUGAAUUUUUCAUGGCAAAUUUUCUGUAUGUUUAUAUAUUUGUAA